Penicillium brevicompactum is the source of this 360-nucleotide messenger RNA. RefSeq names its product bZIP transcription factor. The record is from RefSeq and is a predicted model, not a curated record. Gene Ontology annotation, biological process: regulation of DNA-templated transcription. Gene Ontology annotation, molecular function: DNA-binding transcription factor activity. NCBI's taxonomy places the organism in Eukaryota, Fungi, Ascomycota, Eurotiomycetes, Eurotiales, Aspergillaceae. Bases 1 to 360 code for a protein of 119 amino acids. The transcript has a single exon.
AUGAAUCACGUAUCAAAGAAACGGGAACGCACAUCACCCAGCCCGAAUCGGGCCCAGCACCUCGAACGAAAUCGCACCGCGGCAAAUAAAUACCGCCAGAAGAAGAAGAAAGAGCACGAGGAGAUCGACCAUAGACUACACGAUGAAACCGAGAAGAGGGAACUGCUGCUGUCGCAAGUUCACAGCCUCCAGAAGGAGGUCUGGGACCUGAAGAAUAUGAUAUUUCAACAUGCUGGAUGCGAUCACAACCAACCCAACUUACCGUCGGCCAGCGCUGGUCGCGCUCAUCCAAACAACCUGAGCUUCUCCAGCCAGCCGAGUCACUCGAGCUACCAAACAGAUUCGUCUCCGACACAGUGA